Molecule: messenger RNA, 848 nt
Organism: Microplitis mediator
Lineage: Eukaryota; Metazoa; Arthropoda; Insecta; Hymenoptera; Braconidae
Gene: Arl1
Product: ADP-ribosylation factor-like protein 1
Exons: 5
Coding region: 295-837 (180 amino acids)
Biological process (GO): vesicle-mediated transport; intracellular protein transport
Cellular component (GO): cytoplasm; Golgi apparatus
Molecular function (GO): GTP binding; GTPase activity
Source: RefSeq, a predicted model, not a curated record
CCAGCAUGGCAGUCAAAAGUCGAGUCGGUCUCUCCUUCUUCACACAAUUUGACAUCUCACUGAUAAAUAAACCACAUACGCAUUAAAUAUAUACAUAUAUACAUAUAUAAAUUAAUACCAAAGUAAAUAACGAAAGCUAGAUUUUUGAAUAAACAAAUUUUAAAAAAUUUAAUUAUCUAGAUCUUUUCUCCAUGGACUUUAUUAUCGCCACCAAUUGAUAACCGUCGACUUUUAUUGUUAUUAUUUUAUUUUUUUAAUUAAAAACUACAUAUACUUUUAUGAUAUCGCAACAUCAUGGGUGGAUUACUCAGUUAUUUUCGUAAUUUACUUGGAAGUCGGGAAAUGAGAAUUCUUAUACUGGGUCUUGAUGGGGCUGGUAAAACUACAAUACUCUAUAGACUUCAAGUUGGUGAAGUUGUCACGACAAUACCGACAAUUGGGUUUAAUGUCGAACAAGUUACGUAUAAAAAUCUUAAGUUUCAAGUUUGGGAUCUUGGUGGACAAACAAGUAUACGGCCUUACUGGAGAUGCUAUUACUCAAAUACAGACGCAGUAAUAUAUGUAGUAGACUCAGCAGACAGAGAUAGAAUAGGGAUUUCCAAAGACGAACUUCUCUACAUGCUGCGGGAAGAUGAAUUGCAAGGAGCAAUUUUAGUAGUAUUAGCAAACAAACAGGACAUGCCAGGAUGUUUGAGUGUCGCCGAAGUUCAUCAGGCUCUAGGAUUAGACGCAUUAAAAAAUCGUACAUUUCAAAUAUUCAAAACUUCCGCCAAAAAAGGGGAAGGUCUUGACCAAGCGAUGGACUGGCUCGCUAAUGCCCUGCAGAGUCGAAAAUAAUUAUUUUAUUA